CACCCUUCAGUUAGCUCAGUUCUCAGUUAUCAACUUGUAUAGGUAGGUCAUACAAUCACCCAAGGGAAAACCAAGGAAAAUCUAGAAUGUCUUCUCUGCCGACAAAAUCCUGGAGCAUUCAGUUCCGUGAACUGGUCACCUCGCCCUUUGCCAUAAUCGCGAUGACCUGUGUCCUCGGUUAUGUGGCCUAUAUGAAGACCAGGCGUCAACAUGGAACCUACGAUGAUGAGGACUACGAAAAUGAGGGACACCGCAAGCUGCCAGCUCCAUUGACGGGUCUACGUCUCAAUCGAAAGCAGUUGGCCAAGUAUAACUCGGAGCGUCCGGACAAGACCUAUUUGGUGGCCCUACUCGACGUGAUCUAUGAUGUUUCCAGUGCAGCUCAUGAUUUCGGACCUGGUGGCAAGUAUGCCAAGCUUUCGGGAACCGAAGUGACUGGGUUCAUAAAGAAACAAGCUCUAUUCGAAAUUCGUGACUAUGAGACGUAUUUGUCUGAAUGGCAAAUGAUGUUGGAGGAUUUCUUCUAUCCUGCUGGCAAGCUAAUCGAUGAUGAAAGACAACUGUUUGUUGAGAGUAAGAUUAAAAUGAAUACCAUUAAGGAGGAAAUUAAGGAGAAAAAAAAGGAAGUGGAGAAGGAACCGAUACAGAAACCAGAAAUGAAACCAGAACUGAUUCCAGAGCUACCCGAUUUGGAUUUGGGUUCACCAGAUGAGGCUAUUAAUUCUGAUUGCGAUUCCCUUCGCACUGCCUAUGAUUUUCCACCAGGUCAAGAUGAUCGCGUUGAUGAUGAGGAUGAUGAGGACGAUGGAAAGGUUGAUGACGAUGGGAAUGAUAAUGACAAGGAGGAGUUCUCUGAAACUGGCCAGGGGGAUAAUGAUGGCGAUGCCCCAACAGAUGAUGCUCCCAACCAGACCAUCUGGAAUGACACAGACGUAACGAUGGUGGCCACUUCAUAAAUCCCCUCACCUUCACGCAUCACCCAUUGAAAUCCAGCCAAAAGUGGCACUUAACCCAUCAUAAGCCGCCCAUAUAUGAACUUAAGCCCUCAUCCAUAAUAACACAAACAUAAAUAAAUAUCUUUCGGAUUUUACGUGUAUCUGCAUUUGCAGCCAUUACACCGAGAAAAGCACUUUUAUACAUAACUCAAAAUUGUAUAUUGCUUGAGAUUCAGUAUGGAAUUGUAAUAUAUUGCUAUUAAAUAAAUGGGUUAA
Drosophila subpulchrella is the source of this 1211-nucleotide messenger RNA. RefSeq names its product membrane steroid-binding protein 2. The record is from RefSeq and is a predicted model, not a curated record. Lineage: Eukaryota; Metazoa; Arthropoda; Insecta; Diptera; Drosophilidae. The transcript has a single exon. The coding region runs from base 87 to 956 and encodes 289 amino acids.